CUGCUUCUUUCUCCGGCGCAGCGGUUGUUUUGAUCGGAAGCCUUCGAGCUUCCGAGGUUUUGAUGCUUGAGCCGCUGGGCUCCCCAGCCGCUCAAGCAUGCUGGAGCCGGCAUGUGCUCCCUACUCCGAUGACCCUUCGGGGUUAUUCGGUUUCCUCCGAUGACCCUUCGGGGUCUAUCGGUUUCUGGGUCCUUUUCUGUUUCUUUGUUUCAGAUCUGGCGACCCUCGGCUUCCUUGUAGAUAUUGGGAGGUGCUCGCUGUUGUUCCAGUUCUGGCCACCGUCAGACUGGAUCUCUGCCGCGGCGUCCUAGAGAUCUUGCGCCAUCCCCUCCGGAGUAGUUUGAAGGGUGUCCCAUGGCUGGAUCGGUCGACCUCAGGUUGCUCGAGUGAUUUCACCUCUCUUCCUCCCAUGCAUCGGGCCUA
This is a messenger RNA of Rubroshorea leprosula, 423 nucleotides long. NCBI's taxonomy places the organism in Eukaryota, Viridiplantae, Streptophyta, Magnoliopsida, Malvales, Dipterocarpaceae. The record is from the annotation of a GenBank genome assembly.